CAUUCAAUAUUUUGCCUUGUCAAAUUGGAAUAACAGAAUUAUAUUUGAAAUCUAGGGUUCCUGAGUUCGUCAAAGAAAGAAGGUUCGCAAACUGGAUUAUAAAUGCCCGAGAUUGGAAUAUUUCUCGUAAUCGGUAUUGGGGUACGCCAAUUCCACUAUGGGUUAGCGAUGAUUAUGAAGAGAUUAUUUGUGUUGGCUCUUUGGCGGAAUUAGAAGAAUUAUCUGGUUGUAAUAAAUUGACAGAUAUUCAUCGCGACAAAAUUGAUAAUAUUACUAUUCCUUCAAAAAAAGGAAGGGGUGUAUUAAAAAGGGUAGAAGAAGUCUUCGAUUGUUGGUUUGAAUCUGGCAGUAUGCCGUACGCACAAUGUCAUUACCCUUUUGAAAAUAAAGAAAAGUUUGAAGCAUCUUUUCCUGCCGAUUUUAUUGCUGAAGGGCUUGAUCAAACAAGAGGAUGGUUCUACACACUUAUGGUUUUAUCUACACAUCUAUUUAAUAAACCAGCAUUCAAAAACCUAAUAACAAACGGUCUGGUAUUAGCAUCAGACGGUAAGAAAAUGAGUAAACGCCUUAAAAAUUAUCCUGAGCCUCGAAUUAUCAUUAACGCAUAUGGUGCCGAUGCUUUGAGAUUAUAUCUUGUUAAUUCUCCGGUCGUACGUGCUGAGCCAUUGAGAUUCAAGGAAGAAGGUGUCAAGGAGGUUAUUUCCAAGGUUUUCCUGCCUUGGUAUAAUGCUUAUCGUUUCUUGGACUCGCAAGUUGUGUUGUUGAAAAAGAAUACUGACAUAGAGUUUAAAUACAAUCCGUUGGCAAAGAAAUCAGAAAAUGUUAUGGAUAGGUGGAUACUGGCAUGUACUCAAAGUCUUAUAAAGUUUGUACGUGAGGAAAUGGAAGCCUAUAGAUUGUACACUGUUGUUCCAAGAUUGCUAAAUCUCAUCGAACAAUUGACCAAUGGAUAUGUUAGAUUUAAUCGCAAGCGACUGAAGGGCGAAAAUGGCCCAGAAGAUACCAUAGAUGCAUUAAAUACAUUAUUUGAAGUCUUAUUAACAUUGAGCCGUGUUCUGGCUUCUUUCACCCCCUUCCUCACGGAACAUAUUUACCAAAACCUAAAAAAAUAUUUACCACCAUCUGAUUCCAAUGAAGAUACUCGAUCUGUUCACUUUUUAUCUUUUCCAGAAGUGAGGAAUGAGUAUUUUGACUCUGAGAUUGAACGUCGUAUGUCACGCAUGCAGGCAGUUAUUGAUUUAGGUCGAGUUAUUCGCGAAAAAAAAAAUAUUGGACUUAAAACACCAUUGAAAGAGCUUGUCGUAAUACAUUCGAAUUCACAAUAUCUUUCAGACGUUAUGUCACUUGAAAAUUAUAUUGUUGAAGAACUAAAUAUCAAAAAUCUUCUUGCUACGUCGGAUGAAAGUAAAUAUGGUAUAAAGUAUCGAGCAGAGGCUGACUGGAAAGUGUUAGGGCAAAAACUUAAAAAAGACGCCGUUAAAGUAAAGAAUGCCUUACCUAAAUUGACUUCUGAACAAGUCAAAGAUUUCGUAUACAAUAAAGAAAUUUUAAUUGAUGGAAUUAAAGUGAUCGAAGAAGACCUUCAAAUAAUAAGAUAUUUCGAAGAUGCUAAUAGCCAUUAUGAAACGAGUACCGAUAAAGACGUCCUUAUACUUUUGGAUGUCAGAGUAUACAAUGAUUUGCAAGAGGAAGGAUGGGCUCGUGAAAUUGUGAAUCGUGUUCAGAGAUUACGAAAAAAGGCAGGACUACAGCCUACAGAUCCAGUAUUAACAUAUUAUAGAUUUAUCGAGGAUAUUGAUAAUCAAAUAGAAACCGUCCUUAAGACACAAAGUGACAUUAUUAUCAAGACUUUAAAACGCCCAUUAUUACCAAUUACAGAAAAAAUCGAUGGAGCUGAAGUUAUCAUUGAAGAAGUUCAAGAUAAAAUGCCAAGUCAAGAACAUAAUUUAGCCGGAGAAAGACAAGCGGCCACUUGUAAUAUACCAGAUCUUAAUAACCUCGUGCCUGAUUCCGUAUCUAACGACAAAAAGGAUGCAGAGUUUCCUGAAUCCAAAAUUACCACGGAAGAUAAAAAUGAUAAUGUAAUUCAAAAAGAUACACCAAUUAACAAUCAUUAUAAUAAAACUCGAGAUACAAAUGCACAAAACAUUGAACCGAUGGACUGGACGCCGACAAAAUCGGAUGGGUCUCUCCCUUCUCCUGUGCGAUCACGAUCGCGAUCUGGUUCUGAUUCUGAAUCACCGUCAUCUAAUAAGUCGGUUACCGUCAAUUUAAUUCCGCUUACCGAUUCGAUUUCAUUCGCUUCUAAACACUUGAUAUUUGCUCCUGAUCAGGAGAUGAAGGUGGGUAGAGUGAGUGGAAGUCGUAAUCAGAAAGAAGCCAAAGCGGAAAAUGGUGUAUUCAUUUGUGAUGUCAUGUCUAGAGAGCAUGCGAUUCUCAAGGAAGAGAACGGAAAGAUUUUAAUCAAAGACACUAAAAGUACCCACGGUACUUUUGUCAACAACAUUAGGUUAGGAGACGGUACACAGGAUAGUGAAUGGCGAGAAUUAGAUCAUGGUGAUAUUAUUACCUUUGGACAUAGUGUGAGACGUAAUCAAAAUUUGUACAAGCAUUUAUCCGCCUGCGUUUUCUAUCCUAAAGGAAAAAGAGAUCUACCUAAUAUACCAAUCUCUCUCAAUGGUAACUCAGCAAUUGGGCAUGCUAUUGAUGCGGAGAAACCCCAAUCUGAUAAAUUCGAAAGUCAAGCUCUUUCCGCUACGAUGACGAAUAUAGCACAAAUCCAAGACCCGUCUUUAGAAUCUUCUGCACGUUCAACGACAUCUAACAAUAAAGAAGAAAAGACGGCAGAGAUUCAAUCAAAUAAUAUAGCUCAAAAGGCUAGUGAUGAUCAGGUAGCAUCUGCCAAUGAUACCUCUGCUUCUGAUCAUGGUAAAAAUGUUUAUACUGAAUCUAAAUCGCGUGAAAUAGAAAAACCUGAAUCGCCUAAUGAAGUUAAUCGUGCAGAUGAACCUGUGAUUACCACCCCAGCAAAUCUUGCACCUACUAAUUCUUCAUCGAAUGUAUCGAUGAAUCAAAUGAAACAUAUAUCUGCUGUUAAAUUAGAGAAACGAACUGUUACAGAUAUCACUAAUAAAACCGAGGCUCAUCCAUUAAAAGAAGAAAUUAUAUCUUCUGACGAUUUCCGUAAGACCGAUGAUACUAAACCCGUGACUCCAGCGAUUACUCCGGAUCCUAGCCCAAUUGAAGCACCUGCAGAUGAUCCAGAUAAUAAAUCAUCUGCAUCCUCCGUUUUAAUUAAAGAGCAAAUUACCUCGCAGGCCUUAGUAGAAAUAAAACCUAGAAUUCCGUGUAUGGAUAUUAACGAAAAAGAGUAUUCUGCAAGCAACGGCGAAGGUCCAUCUUAUUAUAAGGAUGCUACAAUUAUUAAUAUUCCGCCUCGUAAACGCAAGUUUGAGGAUGUAGAUGACUAUAAUCUCUAUAAUCUUCAUCAGGUGGAAAUGCUCAAAAAACGAAUAGCAGAGUUAGAGAGUCGAGCUAAUAAACGCAGAAGGUGGGAACUUAUUGCUUCUACAGUAGUUGGUAUGGCUGCCGGUGUCGUCGGUCUUGGA
This is a messenger RNA of Scutellospora calospora, 3608 nucleotides long. The record is from the annotation of a GenBank genome assembly. NCBI's taxonomy places the organism in Eukaryota, Fungi, Glomeromycota, Glomeromycetes, Diversisporales, Gigasporaceae.